Molecule: messenger RNA, 1999 nt
Organism: Hippocampus comes (tiger tail seahorse)
Lineage: Eukaryota; Metazoa; Chordata; Actinopteri; Syngnathiformes; Syngnathidae
Gene: rfng
Product: RFNG O-fucosylpeptide 3-beta-N-acetylglucosaminyltransferase
Exons: 8
Coding region: 81-1310 (409 amino acids)
Cellular component (GO): membrane
Molecular function (GO): glycosyltransferase activity
Source: RefSeq, a predicted model, not a curated record
CUCAUCUCCUCCAGAUUUCAGUGUGAUGGAGUGAGAAUGGGACGAGGCAGCGUCGAAAGUGACUUCAGCCCUGGAGGCUGAUGCACGCUCUCCAUCGGCCCGCCAGAAUGCACAUAGCAUCGGUUGGCGUCAGUAAGGUCGGCUUCCUGUUUUCCCUUGCGCUCGGCGGCCUCCUCUUGUUGCUCAUCCCAGCUCUCCAACCCACGGCCCGCCAGUUGGACCUGCCACAGCCCAGACCUCAAGUGAAGACCUCAUCUUACACUUUACAGCACAAUACUGGGCCUCCCACAGUGUCCGAUUCUGCUGGGGACACAGAAACGGCCACGGGGUUAAGUAUUAGCUCAGAAGGGAUGAAUGGUACCAUAGAGACUGAACCUUUUGAGAAUGAUGACGACAAGGAGACAUACUCUGAAAAAAAUUCUGAAGCGCUUUCCUUGCCUGAAGGACAAAGUCGAAUACUUCCUCGACCUGGAUCACGAGACCCGCUGGAAUUAAAGGACAUUUUUAUUGCAGUUAAAACCACCAGGAAGUACCACAAGUCCAGAGUGGAGCUGCUGAUUCAGACCUGGAUAUCUCAGGCCAAAGAACAGACCUAUUUAUUCUCAGACGGUGAAGACAAACAGCUGCAGAUGAGAACAGGUGCAAAUAUUAUUAACACCAACUGCUCAGCGGCUCACACUCGACAGGCUCUCUGCUGCAAGAUGUCUGUUGAGUAUGACAAAUUCAUUGAGUCUCAAAAGAAGUGGUUUUGUCAUGUGGAUGAUGACAACUAUGUGAUCCUACCUAGCCUGUUACAACUGCUGUCUUCCUACCACCACAGCCAGGAUGUUUAUCUUGGUCGGCCCAGUCUUGAUCACCCCAUCGAAGCUGCAGAAAGGAUCAAGAGCAAUGGAAUGGUGUCAGUCAAGUUCUGGUUUGCAACAGGCGGUGCGGGUUUCUGUAUCAGCCGCGGUCUGGCGCUGAAAAUGAGUCCGUGGGCCAGUUUGGGGAAUUUCAUCAGCACGGCAGAGAAGAUCCGCCUCCCGGAUGAUUGCACCAUCGGCUACAUUAUUGAGGCUCUGCUGGAGGUCGCCUUAAUACACACACACCUCUUCCACUCCCACCUGGAAAAUCUCCAAAAGCUGCCCACUGACAGUGUGUUGGAGCAGGUGACGCUGAGCUAUGGGGGCUAUGAGAAUCGACGGAAUGUGGUCAGCAUUGUCGGAGGCUUUUCACUGGUUGAAGAUCCGACAAGGUUUAAGACGGUACACUGUCUACUCUAUCCGGAUACUGACUGGUGUCCAAAGCCUAAACCUCAUCAUGGAAAGUGACUUCCGCUCGACCUUUUUCCGGCAGCUCUAAAUUAAAGUGCUGCCCCGUUAUGCUGAGCUCAAGCGACCUUGACUUGGGACUUUCUCACAACUGAUGCUUUAAAAUUCAAGCCAUGCUCGACCUACCUCAUGAGAGUUUGAAAUGAUUCAUUCGCCAAAAGUCAUCCUGAAUACAGUGCCAAGCCUUUCAGAGCCAGAAUAACAGAAAUGAAUCAGAAGUGGUUCAUGGUGGCUGGAGUAUAUGAAGAUCCUUCUGGGAUCCAACGUCAAAUUGCACACAUUUUCUGCUGUGAUGCUCAAGUGAGCUUACUGAAAACCGAAGAAACAAUGACUCGAAUACACAUAACUGAAGUCUUGGAGAAAGGACAUAUGUUGUACCUCUGUGAGGAGAGCAUUUAUGGCUGCCGCUAAAAAGGACCCUAAUGCUCUUCGCACUUUCAGUUGCAGUUACAACCCCCAUUUCCAAUGAAGUUGGGACAUUGAAUAAAAGGUAAAUGAAAAACCAAAUACAAUGUGGGCAAUAUUCACUCAUUUUGAAUUGAUGCCUGCAGCAUAUCCCGCAAAAAGCUGGGACAAAGACAGUCAAGGAAUGCUCAAAAAUCACCUUUUUGGACAUGAACAGGUUCACUGGAAAACAGAUAAGUCAUGAUUGGGUAUGAAAGGAGAAUCCCCAAAAGAUCAGUUGUUCA